Molecule: messenger RNA, 2503 nt
Organism: Canis lupus familiaris (dog)
Lineage: Eukaryota; Metazoa; Chordata; Mammalia; Carnivora; Canidae
Gene: TFDP1
Product: transcription factor Dp-1
Exons: 11
Coding region: 83-1330 (415 amino acids)
Biological process (GO): regulation of cell cycle; regulation of transcription by RNA polymerase II
Cellular component (GO): nucleus; transcription regulator complex
Molecular function (GO): DNA-binding transcription factor activity, RNA polymerase II-specific; RNA polymerase II transcription regulatory region sequence-specific DNA binding
Source: RefSeq, a predicted model, not a curated record
CUUUCUGUGGGAGCGGGAUCCUCGUUGCCCACAUGAGAACAUAGCAGCUGGUUUUGUUUUCAUGUAGCACAAACAUGAAAGGAUGAAUGCCAUGUUUGUAAGAAAAACGGCCGGUCUAAUUGAAGCCAACGGAGAACUCAAGGUCUUCAUAGACCAGAAUCUUAGUCCUGGAAAAGGUGUGGUGUCCUUGGUAGCUGUCCACCCCUCUGCAGUGAACACGCUGGGGAAGCAGCUGUUGCCAAAAACAUUCGGACAGUCCAAUGUCAACAUUGCACAGCAAGUGGUAAUUGGUACGCCUCAGAGACCUGCAGCGCCCAACACUAUCGUGGUAGGAAGCCCACACACCCCUAACACUCACUUUGUCUCACAGAACCAGCCUUCAGACCCCUCACCUUGGUCUGCCGGGAAACGCCACAGGAAAGGGGAGAAGAACGGGAAAGGCCUAAGGCACUUCUCCAUGAAGGUGUGCGAGAAGGUGCAGAGGAAGGGGACCACGUCCUACAACGAGGUGGCCGACGAGCUGGUUGCAGAGUUCAGUGCUGCCGAUAACCAUAUCCUACCAAACGAAUCCGCUUACGACCAGAAGAACAUAAGACGGCGAGUCUAUGAUGCCUUAAAUGUGCUGAUGGCCAUGAACAUCAUCUCUAAGGAGAAGAAGGAGAUCAAGUGGAUUGGUCUACCCACCAAUUCGGCUCAGGAAUGUCAGAAUUUAGAGGUGGAGAGACAGAGGAGACUUGAAAGGAUUAAGCAGAAACAGUCUCAGCUUCAGGAGCUCAUCCUGCAGCAAAUUGCCUUCAAGAAUUUGGUGCAGAGGAACCGCCAGGCGGAGCAGCAGGCCAGCCGGCCGCCGCCCCCCAACUCCGUCAUCCACCUGCCCUUCAUCAUCGUCAAUACCAGCAAGAAGACCGUGAUCGACUGCAGCAUUUCCAACGACAAGUUUGAGUAUCUCUUCAACUUUGACAACACGUUUGAGAUCCACGAUGACAUAGAAGUGCUGAAGCGCAUGGGGAUGGCCUGUGGGCUGGAGUCCGGAAGCUGCUCUGCUGAAGACCUGAAGAUGGCUAGGAGUUUGGUGCCGAAAGCACUGGAACCCUAUGUGACAGAGAUGGCUCAGGGAUCAAUCGGAGGGGUGUUCGUCACGUCAUCAGUUUCAACCUCAAAUGGCACAAGGCUCUCUGCCAGUGACCUGACCAAUGGUGCAGACGGCAUGCUGGCCACGAGCUCCAGCGGGUCUCAGUACAGCGGCUCCCGGGUGGAGACCCCUGUGUCCUACGUUGGGGAGGACGAAGAGGAGGACGAUGACUUCAAUGAGAAUGAGGAGGAGGACUGACGCCCGCCCGUGGCCCGCCCUCACGGUCUACAUCGGGAACACCGCUUUCGGAAGAGACUGCUUCUGCCGCGGGCGUGUGUUUCUUCCUGGCCUCCUCCCAAGGAGCCAGCGGUGAGCUGAUGGCGCGGCCGUGCGGCCCCACUGAGCAGGCAAGGGCUGUGCUCCUCGGGGUCCUGGGGGGAGCUGUGGUGCGCUUCCAUGCCAGCGGCGACACAGGGCCUUUCUUCACUGUCUAGGAUUUUGUUUUCAUUGUCUGUUUCUCAUUCAGAGUUCGCUUUGCCCCCCAAUUCUUGCUGAGUGUGCCGAAGCCGUGUGCCCCAUCCACGUCGCGACAGUAAAAUGCAGUGUGGCCGUGGCUGGUGCACCUGGGCACCAUGUGUCUGCAGUGUGUUGGGAGCGGCACAGCUGCUGGGGGCAUGUGGCCCCCUCCUGAUGCCCCCACCUCUUGGGGCGUCUGGGGGCCCGGCAAGCAGCAGGGCUAUGCUCCUCAGCAUUCAGCGCCAGAAACUGUAUCAUGACUUUAUUUACCCUUAAAUUAUAUUGACUGUGUGAUUCCAUCAAGUUUAUGCCUUUUUUUUUUUUUUUUUUUUGCUCUAUGUUGCAGCAAACAAUUUGCAAAGUUCUUUCUUUGUUUUUGUUUUGUUUGGUAAAAGUUUACUGCCGUGCUGGUGCAGCUGCGACAACUGUGGAAGGCUCGGAGCACAUUUGCUCGUGGGAGGUCCGCCUGAUUUCUUACAGGCGGGGUGUGGAAACUCCUGUGUAGUCGUUUACAUACCUACACGUCUGUCAUCUAAGGACACGAACUGAAACAAACGUUAUUUGUUUCGUGAGCAUCUUCCUGUAAUCUAUGAUGAAGUUGACAUUAAAUAUAGAGAAUGUUCUAACAGUUUUUUAACUCAAAAUUUGUCAAUCAUUUUUAAUAGUUCUUUUUUUAUAAAAAGAAAAAGGAAUUUCAGGACAGGCAGUAUAGUCCCUUUUAAAAUUUAUUCACAAAGAACCAUUAACCGCACAGUUGCUGUCAGCUGCCUGUUCUAAACAAUAGUCUUUUUAUUGAAACACAAAUAAACUUUUCUGUAAUAUUUUAUGGAAUAUAAAGAGACUUUAAUUGUUUGACUUGUUUAACUUGGCACUGUUAGUUUUUAUUAAUAAAACGCGCAUGGGCAUUUUAAACAC